AUGUACGAGGAAGCCGUCAAAGACUUUGAAGACGCUCUGAUGGGAGCCAAGGCGGAAGGUAUGAUAGACCUUCAGGAGACACGUAAGGAGAAGCAGACGGCGGAGCAUGCGGUCAUAGAUGAUGCGAUAGCAGACCGGGCGGAGGGCUACACAGUGUUCUUGAUUCCAGUCGGAGUCCUGUACCGGCCAGCGUCAAGCAAGGUGAAGAACCUUUCCUCGAAGAAAAAUUUAGGACAUGCAAAGCUGUUUGCUGCGACGGAUGCGUCGGAGACGUUUGUGGGCUUCACAGGCUUGGUGCGAGCGGCAGCAAAGACAAGCACGGGGCCCGUCAGAUCUAUGCUCAUGCCCGGCAGUCCUCCUGGCCCAUCUGGGAUCGUCCGACGGGGCACGACAACAGCGCGGAUCGAAGGUACGGUCAGUGGUCGGCCGGCGCCUUCCAACGACCUUCGACGUCGACCUAGCGAGAACACGGCGUCAGUCAAUCCUACCCGGCUCAAUCAGAGCGCCACACCCAGCUCGGGAUCCCGGGCGGGGGGGGAGACUGGCGACGAUGGCUGA
Messenger RNA from Puccinia triticina, 558 nucleotides. RefSeq lists its product as uncharacterized. NCBI's taxonomy places the organism in Eukaryota, Fungi, Basidiomycota, Pucciniomycetes, Pucciniales, Pucciniaceae. Gene Ontology annotation, molecular function: protein binding. The transcript is spliced from 2 exons. Bases 1 to 558 code for a protein of 185 amino acids. The record is from RefSeq and is a predicted model, not a curated record.